AUGGCAAUGGCAACGACACCGCCGUCUACCCCCAAGCAGGCUGUCACUGCCUCUCUCCGUGAUCUGUUCACGCCCCCACCUACGGUCCAUCGAGACGAGUGUGGCAAGCGCAAGUUUUGGAAGCAAAGGUUUCCACCUCUAGUCGUUCCAGCGGACGAACCAGAUGCUCCUCUUUUCUCGCCAUACGAGACUUCGAUUCGGUUGCCUGAUUCACCCUCACCUAUGAGCAAUUCUUUGGGAACGGAGCUCGACCGACACAAUGGCAAGAGGUCACGCUCUGUCACCGCGGUGGACGACGAAAGUGAUGACGAGAUUCAGUAUCUGCACACAGUGACUGCUGCGCCCAAUCGACGUCGAAAACUUGUCAAGGAUGAACCUGGAUCAUCAUGCACCAAGGGACCUCUUUUCAUGCCACAGGAUGAGGACGAUCACCAUGGACCAAAUUCCAUGCCCCAAGCUCACGCCACAAAGAAGCUCGCUUCGCCGGUCAGGAGCCACACGGAGCCUGAUGACGACUAUUUCGAGAUUCUCGGUACUCCAAGCACACCGUUGCGACAAGUGGACGAUGGUGAAGCUCGACGAGACCCAGACCAGUCCUGCCGAGCCUGCGGCUGUACUUGUCGAGCCAGGUCUCCCGUUGAGGAGGAAGAGAGGGCGAGACCAGUCCCAAGGGGAUCUGGUCGCCGGAGACUCUCCCGUCGAGUGAUGGGCAAUCUCCUAGGCGAGUUUGCUGCUGGGGAACCGACCAGCGCUUGCGAGAUUAUCCGCUGA
Molecule: messenger RNA, 771 nt
Organism: Kockovaella imperatae
Lineage: Eukaryota; Fungi; Basidiomycota; Tremellomycetes; Tremellales; Cuniculitremaceae
Exons: 3
Coding region: 1-771 (256 amino acids)
Source: RefSeq, a predicted model, not a curated record